Messenger RNA from Ictalurus furcatus (blue catfish), 2141 nucleotides. It is a transcript of the gene fahd1, whose product is annotated as fumarylacetoacetate hydrolase domain containing 1. Gene Ontology annotation, molecular function: acetylpyruvate hydrolase activity. The transcript has 2 exons. Gene Ontology annotation, cellular component: mitochondrion. The coding region runs from base 134 to 805 and encodes 223 amino acids. NCBI's taxonomy places the organism in Eukaryota, Metazoa, Chordata, Actinopteri, Siluriformes, Ictaluridae. The record is from RefSeq and is a predicted model, not a curated record.
CUGUGUGCUCAAAAAGGGUAUAAAGUGCACUUAGUAGGCGUUACUUUAUGGUCUAAGUAGUGGACAAGUUUAGGGAGUAUGUAGCAAAUUGAGAUUAAACCAUUCAUAAGACCAAGGCUCAGGGGAGUUGAAAAUGAGCACGCGAAAUGUGGCUCGUUUUUGGGAGUGUGGACGGAAGAUAAUCUGCGUGGGGCGGAAUUACGCAGAACACGCCAGAGAGCUGAAGAACGAGCUGCCCACGGAGCCCGUGCUGUUCCUGAAGCCGCCGACGGCAUACCUGAAGGAGGGCUCUCCGAUCCUGGUGCCGCACUACUCUUCCAAUCUGCACCAUGAAGUGGAGCUCGGUGUGGUGGUGGGUAAAGCAGGCAGAGAGAUCCCCCAGACCUCCGCCAUGGAGCACGUCGCCGGAUACGCGCUGUGCUUGGACAUGACCGCGCGAGACGUUCAGGACCAGUGCAAAGCCAAAGGACUGCCCUGGACUCUCGCCAAAGCCUUCGACACGUCCUGUCCCGUGAGCGACUUCAUCCCCAAAGAACGAAUCCCGGAUCCAGCAGGGGUCGAGCUGUGGCUCAAGGUGAACAGCGUGACUCGGCAGAGAGGCAGCACGGCGCAGAUGAUCUUCUCUGUGCCCUACUUGAUCAGCUACAUCAGCGGGGUCAUGGCGUUAGAGGAAGGGGAUCUCAUACUGACCGGGACGCCCAAAGGAGUCGGAGCCGUGCACGAGCACGACGAGCUUCAGGCCGGUAUCGAUGGUGUCAUCAACAUGACGUUUAAAGUCGGCAGACGGGCUUCAAAACACAACUGACACAAGUUUUCAGUCGUUUUCAGUUGUUUUCGGGUUUAUCCCAGAGAUCAUGUUAUGCAAAAUGACAACCCAGGUUCCAAAAAAAGUUGGGACGCUGUGUAAAAUGUAGCCUAAAUAAACACAGAAUGCAAGGGUUUGCAAAUCUUAUAAACCCACGUUAUUAACAACAGAACAGAAAACAUAUCAAACGUUAAAAGUGAGGAAAUGUACUAUUUUAAGAAAAAAAAGAGGUGAUUUUGAAUUUGGCUGCAACACGUCUCAAAAAAGUUGGAAAAGUAAAGUACAUUUUUAAAAGUCCAUUUAUUUACAUUUUACACAGUGUCCCAACUUUUUUGGAACCAGGGUUGCAUGUAAACAUACACUAAAUAGCUGAAUGUUUGUGGACACCUGAUCAUCACAUCUAUACAGUGUGUUGCCAUGAAGUUGGAAGCACACAAUUGUAUAGGAUGACUUUGUAUGCUGUAGCAUUACAAUUUCCCUUCACUGAAACUAAACCUGUUCCAGCAUGACAGUGCCCCUGUGCACAAAGCGAGCUCCAUGAAGACAUGGUUUGCCAAGGAUGAAGUGGAAGAACUCAAGUGUCCUGCACAGAACCCUGACCCCACUGAACACAUUUGGGAUGAACUGGAACAACGAUCACAGGAUAUUAUAACAGCAAAAUCUGGAACAGGAUGUUCAACAGUCACAUAUGAGUGUUAUGCUCAGGUGUCCACAAUCUUUUGGCCAUAUGGUGUGUCGUGGUGUAAACAUGCAAUCAAAAUAAAACCGUUAAAAACGUAUACUUUUAAACUUUCCUGUAGAUUGUACCUUAAUUUGCUGACUGUUAAGUGCAAGCUACAACUGUAAAACGUACUGCAACGUGCUGUAACGUCACUCUUAAAUGCAAUGAUAGUACUUUAGCACAAUACUGUUAUCUUACAGUAACAUUCAUUCGGUUAUAUAAUAGAAAAUGCACUGUAGAUUACUGUAUAAAAUAUCUACAGUAACGUGUUACAUCCUACAGUGUCAUACUGGCAACUUGAUUAUAUAAAUAAUAAAAUCCAGGGGGGAAAAAAAACGUUUGUUUUAUAUUUUAGUAAAAAAUUUACCAAAGCUUAUUGAACACAGCCGAUUUUCAUUUUUGUUAUUCAGAGAUCAUUAAAUAAAACAGGAAAAAUACAAACCAAUAUUGAAAUGAGAAAAGAAAUAAUAAAAACAUGGUCUGGCACCAACUCCAUGUAGUAUUCCCGCAUCACGCCCCAUGUUUCCUGGAUAACCUCCAGAUCCACCACAAUAUUGACCACCAUAAAGCAAUUACUGAAAAUGAUUGAAUGAAAUAAAGUAAGUAACCUAGCAA